Messenger RNA from Histoplasma mississippiense, 1239 nucleotides. RefSeq lists its product with no specific name. Lineage: Eukaryota; Fungi; Ascomycota; Eurotiomycetes; Onygenales; Ajellomycetaceae. The record is from RefSeq and is a predicted model, not a curated record. The transcript is spliced from 2 exons. Bases 1 to 1239 code for a protein of 412 amino acids.
AUGGCUACAGGGAACAUGAACACCAUGCGCAAGCACUGGCAGAACAAGCACAGCUGGUCGCCAUAUCCCAGCCGUGGCCGUACAGCGCCACAAAAGCGUACGGCAGCACAGGAUGAGGUGGACAGAUCAUGCCAGAAGGUGCAGUUCCAGCAGGUAUUUGCAUCGCGCAAGGGCUCCCACUACAUACAGAUCCAGACUAAGGAGACUACUGAGCACACCGGCACGCCAGACCAGAACAGAGCCAGCCAUGUCAUUGAUGAGCUGGAGCGGUUUUACCGGGAACAGCAACGGCAGACCAGCAAUGUCAUCCAGGCCGGGGAGCACGAUGAAGCCAACCCAUGGCUGCGGCGGACCAGAUGGCCGGUGUACUUGACCAACAUCGCACCCAAUGAUCUGGUCAACUGCGUGCAGCGGCCCGACGAUGACACCACGUGCCCAGAUGAACUGGCCGCGAGGGCCAUCUGGGAGGCCAUGGGGCAGGUUGCCCGUACCAGCCAGCGAGUCAUCACACGGCUGGGCCACUUCGUCCGCAUCGAGGCCAUCCGCACAGAGCGACACCAGACCCGGCACACCCCGUUGCAGGCAUACAUGGAUGAGGAGAGCAUCGCCGAGCACGUGAGGCCAUGGCAGCAGAUGUUGAUGUUUUUCGCCCGAACGCAGGUCGAGCAUGAAUGGACGAGCGCACAGUACCGGUUCACACCACGGCAGCGCAAGACAUGGAGGGUAUUAUGGCAGGUAGCCACCACAGAGGGAGCCGACCAGCGACACUCCAUCAGCCCAGACCCCAUGGAUGAGCAGAUGACUGAGGAAGAAGAAGAGGAGGAGGUGGUGGUGGAGGAGGAGGAGGAGGAGAAGAGACAGAGAGAUACCCAGUCAGAAGAAGAAGAUAAGUUCAAAUUAACCAAGAUUCAGAUGGCAUGUUUGGAUUUUUGCAUUGAGCUGCUGAACCAGUGGGUUCAGAUAGAGGAUUAUGAGUGCGCGCUGAUAGACACGUUGGCGGUGCUGGGACGGGGGGAGUAUGGAUGGCGCGACGCGGAGAGCUACCCACCAAUAUUGUCACGGAUCAUCAAGGUGGCACGGUUCAUGGUGGUGCACAAGGCGCUGCGACUGGACGCCAAUGCAUCCGACAUGCUGGCCAGGAACCAAGCAAGCCAGAUGGUGGGAGAGUGGGCCGUGGUGAGCCCCAUGGAGGAGGCGGAUUACACGUUCACAGCAAUCAGAAUGAAGGGUAAUCAGUGA